UAGUGACGAGAUUGUUGUAGUGUUGCAGAAAUCCGGACUUGGAAUUGUAAACGAGCGUGCGGCUCGGCUCACUGGGGCCUUUGGUGCCGCUUCUGAGGGCGCGGACGAGUGCACGCGGUUUAGUCAUUGCUGGAGCUCAUCGCACGGGUAUCGAGGAGCGGUCGCUUAGGGAACCUGAGUGAUUUUGGCUCUACUGGACUCGAUUUGGGAGUUGGAUGCUUCCCCUUUCACUCUAUGUGGUUCGAGACUGUGGGUUUGAGAAAGCGGCCUGGGGUCACGUAUUAAUCCCCAGAGCGGAUUCCUGGUACCAGACUGAGGCCCGAGGUGCCUUCCGGCGUGGGGAGACCAAGUCAGGCAGGCAGGAGACCGGGCGGUAGGAUCGCACUCUGGGGAGCUGUUUCUGUCCCCCUUUCUGCUCCAGAAGGUCCUCCUAAAGAAUUUCUGCUCAGCCAUGUCGCCGGUUUCAGCUGCAACCCAGGUUCCUGCGUUGGUUUCCCUCUUUGACCUCAGCGCGGAUGCUCCGAUCCUUCAGGGCCUGAGCCUGGUGAGCCGCCCUUCUGGGGAGGCUGUGGCCCAGGCUCUGCGGGCUUCCUGUCCAGGGGAGAGAGCAAGCCCAGAAAGAAAGCCACUCCAGGGUCUCCCGGAUAUUUCAGAGAAAUUAUUUUGUUCUACUUGUGACCAGACCUUCCACGACCACCAGGAACAGAGGGAACAUUAUAAGCUUGACUGGCAUCGGUUUAACCUAAAGCAACGUCUCAAGGAAAAGCCUCGCCUGUCUGCCCUGGAUUUUGAAAAGCAGAGCUCCACAGGAGAUCUUUCCAGCAUCUCAGGAUCAGAGGACUCAGACUCAGCCAGUGAGGACAGCUUGCAGAUACCGGAUGAGGAGAGGGCUGGGUCUGAGAAGCCCAGCAGACCCCAAGGCUUCCACCCUCAUCGGGUUCUUUUCCAGAACGCUCUGGGCCAGUUUCUUUAUGCCUAUCGCUGUGUGCUAGGCCCUCGCCAGGUGCCCCAACAAGAACCCGAACUACUCCUACAUAACCUGCAAAACGGAGGUCCCAGACACUGCGUGGUGCUCAUGGCUGCAGCUGGGCACUUUGCUGGAGCCAUUUUCCAAGGAAGAGACGUGGUGACCCACAAAACCUUUCACCGCUACACAGUGCGGGCCAAGCGGGGCACAGCCCAGGGAAUUCGUGAUGCCCGGGGUGGGGCUUCUCGCUCUGCCGGAGCCAACCUGAGGCGCUAUAAUGAAGCCACAUUAUACAAGGAUGUUCGUGACCUGCUGGCAGGGCCAGUCUGGGCCAAAGCGCUGGGGGAGGCUGGGACAAUAUUGCUGCGUGCUCCCCGCUCUGGCCGGUCCCUGUUCUUCGGAGGCCAUGGGGCACCCCUGCAACGGGGGGAUCCCCGACUUUGGGAUAUCCCCCUCGCUACCCGCAGACCCACCUUCCGAGAGCUACAGCAUGUGCUCCAUAAGCUGACCACCUUGCACGUCCAUGGAGAGGACCCCUGGGAGGCAGACAGGUUGGACUCACCUCAGACACACUGGAAGAAGAGAGAGGGGAAGAAGGCUACCGAGGCAGAAAGAAAGGUCUCCAGUGAUGAAAAUGAGGCACUUGGGCAGAAUGAGGAAUCUUCCAAACAGGGUUCAGGGUCGGAGGAAGAGGACAGCCCCCAGGUAGAGUUGGAACUAGUAGAGUUGACAGUGGGGACCCUGGAUCUUCGUGAGUUUGAGGUACUGCCAAAGCGGAGGAGGAGGAAGAGGAAUAAGGAGAGGAACCGAGACCUGAAAGCUGGGACGCACGUGACGCUUCCCCAGCAACCUCAAGGAGAUGAAGCCUUCUCACAGUCUGCCCAGGCACACACGGCCCCUUUGGGGCCUUCCCUGGAUGAGGCCAAGACCCCUGAUCAUUCAGAGCUCUGGGACAUGCUUCUAGCUGCUUGCCGAGCCGGAGACGUCGAGAUGCUGAAACUCCAGCUAGCUGCCGGCCCCAGAGACCCUGGAGUUCUGUCUCUGCUCAGUGCCCCCUGGGGCUCCAGGGGCUUCACCCUCCUGCAUGCAGCAGCUGCCGCUGGGAGAGGCUCAGUGGUUCGCCUGCUGCUGGAGGCAGGUGCCGACCCUACUGUGCAGGACUCCCGGGCCCGGCCACCAUAUACGGUUGCAGCUGACAGGUCAACGCGAAAUGAGUUCCGAAGGUUCAUGGAGAAGAAUCCAGAUGCUUACGAUUACAGCAAGGCUCAGGUGCCAGGGCCGCUGACGCCCGAAAUGGAGGCACGGCAGGCUAUGCGGAAAAGGGAGCAGAAGGCUGCGCGGCGGCAACGGGAGGAACAGCAGCGGAAGCAGCGGGAGCAGGAGGAGAGGGAGCGAAAAGAGCAGCAGCGCUUUGUUGCCCUCAGUGAUCGUGAGAAGAGGGCUCUGGCUGCAGAGCAGCGGCUAGCUGCCCAGCUGGGCGUCCCCACCCUGCGGACCCCCGGCUCUGUGGACCUCAGUGCUCCACGCUGCUGGAGUUGUGGGACAUCCCUCCAGGGCCUCACUCCCUUUCACUAUCUCGACUUCUCUUUCUGCUCCACACGCUGCCUCCGAGACCACCGCUGCCAGGCCGCCAAGCCCUCUUCCUGAUCUCUCAUGGCUGCGCCUGGAGCCAGCUCGGCCCUGAGGGGCUGCAUUCACACUAGCCCUAGGUUUCUUCUUUCCCGUGAAAGCGGAGUAUUCGGAAGAUUAGGAAGGACACUCAGGAACCCAGGCAAAGACAGGGCCACAGAGGAGUGUGGAGCUGGGACAGUCUCUGGAAUUUUAAUCACAAUAAAGUUUGGCAAGGAAACUGCA
Mustela lutreola (European mink) is the source of this 2821-nucleotide messenger RNA. It is a transcript of the gene ANKZF1, whose product is annotated as ankyrin repeat and zinc finger peptidyl tRNA hydrolase 1. The coding region runs from base 452 to 2614 and encodes 720 amino acids. NCBI's taxonomy places the organism in Eukaryota, Metazoa, Chordata, Mammalia, Carnivora, Mustelidae. Gene Ontology annotation, molecular function: protein binding. The transcript has 13 exons. The record is from RefSeq and is a predicted model, not a curated record.